UUGGCAGUGGCACUUUGGUUAUUUUGCGGUAAUCAAGGGCGGUUUCGGUAGUUUGCUGCAACUUGUUUACUCUUUUUUCUCCUUCUUUUCUUCCCCCAACCAUUGACGAAGUCUUUUCUGUUCAUUUUCUUUUCGAUCUUUCUUCGAGAGGUUUCUUCGAGUUGGAGAAGAUGAAGAAGAGUUGCGAGCUCUGUCAAGGUAUAGCUAAGACUUUUUGCGAGUCUGAUCAAGCCCAUCUGUGUUGGAACUGCGACGCUAAGGUGCACUCGGCCAACUUUCUCGUGGAGCGUCACUCGCGCUUACUGCUCUGCAACGUUUGCCACUCGCCGACGUCGUGGUCGGCUUCCGGCGCCAAACUCGGAUUCGCGGUGUCCUUGUGCGGAAGCUGCGUUGCAGAUACUGGAAGACGACGGAGGCAGGAGGCGGAGGAGAGCCAGGGAGAGAGCCGCGUCGAUGAACCAGGGUACGAAGAUGAUAAUGAUGAUGAUGACGACGAGGACGAUGAAGAGGAGGAUGAGAUCAGUGAUUCGGAGGAUAUUCAGGUGGUUCCGUGGUCAUCAACGCCGCCACCGUCGAUUUCAUCAAGCAGCAGCGAAGAUUCAUCCCACGGCGGCGAGGAGGGAGAAGUUUUCCUGAAACGAUUGCGUGAAACCAAUCCAGAUCCUUUCUCUGAUGAUGAUGAUCGUGGAAGUUCAUUAUUAGGGGAAAACUCCUGUAAAUUGCCGCCGCCGGCUUUUGCUGGUUCAUUGUCAAACGGUAUGACAAGACCCAUGAAGAUCCGGAAACGGGAAGAUAGCCAAAUGGGUCGGUUUGUAUAGAUUCACCGCCGGAAAGAUAGGAUGAUCAGUUUGGAUUUUGAUUUAAUUAUUAUUUUUUUUAUAAUUUAUUUUCAUUUUUUUUUGCCGCGUGUAUAUGGGCAUCGGUUAAAACUUAAGAGUAGAUAAAUUUUAGUUACUCAGUUGUAAUGUAUUUUUUAUUUGCAAUUAAGUUUAUCUAUGAAAAAUAGUUAACAAUUA
Molecule: messenger RNA, 1016 nt
Organism: Ipomoea nil (Japanese morning glory)
Lineage: Eukaryota; Viridiplantae; Streptophyta; Magnoliopsida; Solanales; Convolvulaceae
Product: zinc finger protein CONSTANS-LIKE 2-like
Exons: 2
Coding region: 171-818 (215 amino acids)
Molecular function (GO): zinc ion binding
Source: RefSeq, a predicted model, not a curated record